AAUAGUGUUGCAGACCUCAGCACAGGGGGAAGGCUUUACCUGGCGGGCGGCCGCCUCAUACACCGUCUCGUACCUUAUCUAAACUAUGUGUAAUAGCUGCUGCAUAGACACAUUCUGUGACAUUAGUAAUAUAUAUAAUUUGCUCAUUUUCGCCGAAUUACAGAACAGUAACAUGUAACUAGGCAACGAGAAAAGUUUCAAAUAACCAUAUUAGUGGUGACGGAACGUUGCUCGGAACCACUGUAGCAGCGGCUUAGUUUCUUUCCGGGGGAAUGGAUAUGUGGUAGGACCGCUCUGUAGACACACGGACGCCGGUGCCAUGGAAGUACAGGAUGCAAAUGCAGCUCUCCUAAGCAAUUACGAGGUAUGCAUAUACAAAGCUUACAUUACCCAGUGUGUGUUUCGAAAGGUUUUUAAGCUACUUACUGAUUUGAAAGCUCAACAGAGGGAGGCGAGGAAAAAUAAGAACAAUGUUGGGCAGCAGAAUCUUAAUACCAUCAUGUAUGAGACUUUGAAAUACUUGUCCAGUAGUCCUUGCCAACAUCAGAGUCCUGAAAUAGUGCAGGAGUUUCUGACUGCCAUGAAAGGGCAUAAAUUGACCAAAGCAGAGAAGCUACAACUACUUAACCACCGCCCUAUGACAGCAGUGGAGAUUCAGCUGAUGGUGGAAGAGAGUGAAGAGAGGCUGACAGAGGAGCAAAUUGAGCAACUCAUUCAGACAGUGACAAGUAUUCUGCCGGCAGACCCUGAAACACAAGCACAGGAGCAGACAGAAAUGGAAGACGAUGCAUGACCCUAGGAGGAAACUCAUUCAGCUUUAUUAGUUCCAUGUUCUCAUAUAUGAGGCACAAAAUAGCAUGCACUGUUCCAACCAGCAAUAUUCACAGAAUCUUGUGAGUAAAUAGUAAAGUUAGUUAUAUAUACUUCAGACAUAAAUACCAUGUUGGUACUUCAUGGAGUAUUUUGUUGUACAAUUGGAUGUAUUAUUGGUUCAGUAGCUGGGUGACAUCUGUAUCACCAUAGCAUUUACAAGCCCAUAUAUCAUAUACCUUGUUAUUUAAUAAUGAUGUCGUAAUGCACACCCAAACAUAACAAUAAACAGUUUGACAAUUA
Molecule: messenger RNA, 1113 nt
Organism: Pseudophryne corroboree (corroboree frog)
Lineage: Eukaryota; Metazoa; Chordata; Amphibia; Anura; Myobatrachidae
Gene: CRCP
Product: CGRP receptor component
Exons: 6
Coding region: 320-793 (157 amino acids)
Biological process (GO): transcription initiation at RNA polymerase III promoter
Cellular component (GO): RNA polymerase III complex
Molecular function (GO): nucleotide binding
Source: RefSeq, a predicted model, not a curated record